AGAAAUCUUUGCAAGUUGCAACGACCUUAUCACUUAUCAUCUUUGUUUGCAUCAGAUCGAUCGAUGGGUUCAGAGAAGUUCCCAACCCCUGUGGCCGACCUGUGCGACGCGAACGCCUCACUGAUCCUCGCCGGCGAGCUGCGCAUCCUGGAGCCCGUCUUCCAGCCGUACGGCCAGUGCAGGUCCUUCUCGGGCCGGGUGGUCACCAUGCGCGUCCUCGAGCACAACGCGGGCCUGCGCGCGCUCCUGGAGACCCCCGGCGAGGGCCGCGUCCUGGUGCUUGACGGCGGUGGCAGCAAGCGGUGCGCGCUCAUCGGCGGCACGCUGGCGGAGGUGGGGCGCGGCAGCGGCUGGGCGGGCGCUGUCGUGAACGGCUGCGUCCGCGACGUGGAUGACGUGAACGGCUGCGCCAUCGGCGUCCGCGCGCUCGCCAGCAACCCCCGCAAGCCCGGGAAGAGCGGCGCCACGGAGAUGCACGUGGACGUCGACGUCGGCGGCGCCGUGGUCCGUGACGGGGAGUGGCUCUACGCGGACAGCGACGGCAUCAUUGUCUGCGACAGGGAGAUCUACGGUUGAUGUGAUCGACCCCAACGUGGCUUAUUCCACACAGUUUGUCUUCCGAUGUCUGCCUCGCGUGUUCUCUCUAAGUUUGGUGGCGAUAUUGUUUUCUCUCUUCCAUGGGGUGAUUCUUCACGGGCCAUCUAAAAUGCUCCAUAGUAAAAGUAUUAUUUCUUGUAAGAUGUAAUAAUACCAUACACUGUCCUGUGCAUUUCAUUUCUCGUUCAUGCCA
Triticum urartu is the source of this 790-nucleotide messenger RNA. Lineage: Eukaryota; Viridiplantae; Streptophyta; Magnoliopsida; Poales; Poaceae. The record is from RefSeq and is a predicted model, not a curated record.